CAGAUGUUCUUUGCAUUUUUUUCUCUUGUUCAGGGUAUUCAGAUGAUCCAGUUAUUAUAAAAUAAUCGAUUGGGUUUAACCCUAUUUGUGGGGCCAUAUUUAGUAUUAUUUUCAGAACUUGUUGUGGGUCAACAAAAACUGGCCUGCGGGCCGUGGUUUGGACACCCCUGGACUAAGUUUUCUGUUGUCCCUUUUUAUGUGGUCCCAUAAAAAGGCCACCAGAAGCCCUCGUAAAACCCUGUGAAAAUUUUUACCAAACAAGUAAUGAACCUCUCUGGUCGAUAUUCACUCCAAGUUUUGCGAAGUUGGGGGUCUGGUACGAGAAAACAAGAAGAAGCGGGAAAAGAAUAGGCGCAGGAGGAAAACAUGGCUACUGCAGCUAGUUUGUCCCGGGAGCUAAAAGAAAUUGAGAAGAAGAAGACAAGAGCAAUAAGUAAGAGUGACUUUGCUGAAGCAUCAAGGCUCUGUAACAGUGCAGGGGAGCUUUUGUCAACUAAUGGAUUUUAUUCUGAAGCAGUUGAAUGGCAUAAAGAAGAAGUGACUUGCAGUGAAGUAGCCAAUGACAAUAUUGGUGCAGCAGUUGGACAUAGGAAAAUUGGAGAGUGUCUGUGUGAAUUAAGUGACUUUGAAGGAGCUCUAAAACAUCAGAGGAAAUUUCUCAAGAUUUCAGAGUCACUGGAAAACAAAGUUGAAGAGCAGAGGGCUCUUGCAACACUAGGGAGAACCCUAUUCUUGAUGUCUGACAGUUGCAGUACGGACUUGGAGAGAGAAAAAUGCUUAAAAGAGUCUUUAGAUGUUUAUUUGAAGAGUUUUAGCUUGGCUAAUAAAUUGAGAGACAAAGUAUCAACCAAGGAGAUGCUUGAGAUGAGAGCAAGGCUUUGUCUAAACAUUGGUUUGGUAUAUGAAUGGAGAAAUCAAUUGGACCAGGCUGAAGUGUAUAUGGAAAAAGCACUUGUGUCAUCAAGGGAAAAUGGGCUUAAGGACAAUAUGUAUAGAUGCUAUUUGUCAUUAUCUGGAGUGACAGCAAAAAAUCAGAAGUUGCAAGAGUCUCUCAGGCAUGCUAAAAGAGCGCAGCAUAUUGCAAAGGAAAAAGGGAGCAAAACUAUGGAAGCAGAUGCAGUCCUUCAGCUUGGUCAAACAUUUAUAAAAAUUGGAGCGUUUCAAAAUGCAGUCAAUCUAAUUCGACAGUCAUACAAAAUGCAUCCACCCACGCUAGAGAGUGACCGAAAAACGCUGUUGGAAUCACUUAAAAUCGCGGUAACUGGUGAGAAGUGUAUGAAGCAGCUUGAAGGUGACGUAAGCGAUGACGUAAGACUAAAGCUUGUUGAGCAACUGGGGGAUGUCUUCAGUGAAGCGAAGUCUCCAGAGAAAGCUUUAGGAUAUUAUAAACAGCAGCUUGAACUGUGCCACAAGUUAGACAAGGGAGACCGUGUCAUCGCAGCAGUUUACAUAUCACUUGCAAUCACCUAUGCUGAAAAUGGAGAGGUGCAAAAUGCUUUGGAAUAUUAUCAAAAGGAACUGGAUCUCCGAAACUCUGCUGGGCUUAACAACGAUUUCAAAGAGAUAAGUGCAACAUUUUCAGCAAUGGCAAAACUUUUGGAAGACAGCAAGGAAGAACAAGGGAUUGUUAUUCAAGCAUACUCAAAGGCAGUUGAAUGUGCAGAAAAGUCUGGCAGUGCCUCAUGUCUGCUUCGGGUCUAUAAAGAGCUGAGAGAGACCUACCGAAAAUUCGGCAUGGAUGAGGACUACAAAGAAAUCGUGAAGAAGAUUUCAAAGUUACAAAAAGAGUAUGAUGAAGACAUGGAAGAAGAUUCUCAAGACAUAAAGGAAGAAGAGAGUGAAAAUCUGGAGGGACUUCUUGAAUUUUCUGAUUCAUCAGAUGAAGAAACUACCACAAGAAAAAGCAAAAAUAAAAGGCGGACCAAGGCAAGUAAAGUCAACGAAAGAGGUGAAACUCCGUUGCAUUUAGCCUGCAUCAGUGGAAACCUACAGAGAGUUAAAGAGCUUUUGCAAACUGGUUCAAGUGUUCAUAGCAGAGACUUCUGUGGUUGGCAGUCAUUGCACGAAGCUUGCAACUUUGGACACUCGGAAAUUGCAGCCUUGCUUUUGGCCUAUGGUGCAUCUGUCAACGAUACGGGAGGUGAUCAUUGUGCUCAGGUGACACCAUUACACGAUGCUGCCCAGAAUGGUCAUUUGGAGACGGUGAAAUUGCUUGUCAAGCACGGUGCAAACCCGUUUGCCCGUGAUGCCAGGGGUCGCACACCACGAGAUUUAGUAGAGUUGGCAAUCAAAGCCGAUGAGGAGGAGCUGGAAGGUUCUGAAUCCGAACUUCUUCAGAGCAGGCGUGACGUGCGGGAUUUUCUCAGACGGACAAUGAACAAGUCAAGCUCAGAGCCUCAGCUUAGAGACCGAUACAAAAACGUGUUGGAACAGUUUGCUGAAGAGGAUGCGGAGAGUAGUGAUGAUGAAAUGCCGGUUCCUAGAAUUGCAAAGGUUCCCGGUAGGGAUUCCAGGAGAUGGCGUGGAAGAAUCGAUGAUUGUUCAGAAGAUUACCAGGCUUGCACCGAUCACCAGCCACUGUUUGGUCAGCCUGAUGUAGCUAAUGGUAAUCCAUUGGCGGAGCGCGAAGCGCAGAGCACGCAAAGUCGUAGUUUUGAAAAGGCCAGUUCGAAUAUUGACGAUGCAGUUAGUGAUAAUGGCGGAACGGAUGAAGACAGCACAUAUGCAUCCAUGGACGAGGAUGGACCUGUCAUGCAUUCACCAAUCAAACCACUUGAGCCGAUGGGAAAUGUUGCUGCUGCUCGACAACAAUCCUCUGCUGAUGUAUUCGAUGUGCAAAGUCGUGUUGAUGUUGUUCAGGUCGACACUAACGAUCUAGUCGCAGGUCCGUCCCAUCGUCAAAGCAUAAGUGACUACCCUUCAAGCAGUGAGCACAUCACUCCAUUUACAUCAGAAUCUGAUUCAGAUAAAGAAGAAUUGAUUGAUGGGUUUAUUAUUGAUGAUGUUGGUCAAAAACAAGCCAGGAAGAAACGAAGAAUCGAUGGUUUUCCCCGUAAGAAAUCAACACAACAGAAAAUAACCAUCCCCGGAAGCUCCUCUGUCUCUUCUAGUUAUAGGCCAACCAGUAACAGUACUAACACAGGGCCAAGACUACAGUCAAUAGCAUCGAAGCCCAAACGUAAAAAACAGACCAGAAUAACUGGUACCUAUGCAACUUCGUCCCAUCGUCAGUCCAACCAGCCUAGCCAAAGCGCUGUAAGAAACAGCUUUACAGUUAACAAUGGUGCGUGUUCAUCAGGGACAAUAUCCCAUUUCCCUGAUGAAGCUAGCAAUACUUUUGAUCUUCUUGAUUUGCGCCAGGUCAACCAGCCUAUGAUGGCACCAAGUCUUCGUGUCAGAGUUAGGAUCGACAAGGAACAACUUUUAAUUCCCUGUGUUGAAGAUGGAGAAAGAAAGACUAUUAAAUGGCUUUCUGACCAGGCAAGCCAGCGUUACUCCUCAACACACGGAGUUACCCCAAGACUGAAGCUGAAAACCACAGAUGGCGCCUGUCUGUGUGAAACUGAUUUGGUUACUGAUGUAUUGGGAAACAAUGAAGAGGUGAUCGGUGAGGUCCUUGGCUGGAAUUCAGGGUCUCUCUGUGAAAAAUACCAAACUGAAUGUACUGCAUUGGGUAUUGGUAUACGUGACGACAUCCUUAAAGCAAUGUCCCUCGAAAAUGAACUCAAUCAAUUGUCACUCCAAGAUUUCAACUUGGAUAAUCCCCAUCUGAAAGCUCUCAGCAGAUCGAUAGCUGGCCAUUCGAACCUUAGCAAGAUUGACGUAACUGGAAAUUUCGUAGGUGAUGAAGGAAUCAAAUUUCUGUGUGAUUCAAUAAAUUACCUACCAAAUCUAAAAGCCUUGAAUCUUUCUUGCACGGGAACAACUUCAAACAGCCUUCAAAUAGUUGUCAGUGCAUUACGUCGUAGGUCAAAAUAUUUUUCUGGGCUUCAAGACCACCAGGAAAAGGGACACCCACUUGAAGAAAUAGAGUUCAGUUUCAACAAUUUGGACUGCUCAACGAUAGUAGUUGAAUCAUUAAUCAAGUUAAUGAAUUCCUGCUCAAGACUGUCCAAGCUGGUUUUGGAUCACUGCUCACUUCCUACUAGUUUAUUCUCUGAUUUGAGACUUUGUUCCACUCUGAAAGGUUGUCAAAAUCUCACAAGUUUAUCGUUGUCUGGCAACAGACUUGCAAUACGGAAUUUGUUCCUUGCGCUGCCUUUCAGCAUCAUCAAUCUCAAUCUGUCUGGAUGCUUUCCCAAGGAAGGCAACCUUGAACAACUGCUUGAAUCAUUUGGGAACCUAGAAAAUCUGACAUCUCUGAAACAACUGGAUUUGUCAAGCAAUGAAUGUCUUGACUCAAAUAUGGCUGAAGCACUCAUGAAAAUCUUGGUAAGGACAAAAACAUUAACUAUUCUGAAAAUGACAUCAUGCAAUAUCACUGACAUAUCUGAGGAAUUCACCAGAUGCUCAAUUCUUUGUGCAUGCUUAUCAUACAUUGACAUUAGUUUUAACAAAAUCCUUGUAAACGAUAAACAAAAACUUGUAAACCAUUGGCAACAGCACUAUGGAACUGUUUCAUUUUGUAUCAACGGUAGUAAAUGCAGAAUUUCAAAUGAUACUGUGUAUAAUUUUUAGAUUAUUUAGGAGCUCUUUGGUGCCCUACAGUUUCCCCUUGUUUUACGCUUCUUUGCUCUUUCAAACUUUCUAUUUGCAUUCAGAUAGUCUAGUAUACUUGUUUUUUGGAUAAUUAGGGACUUCCAUACUUGAAAUGAAACCGUUUCUUCGUUGUUAGUUUUGACAGCUAUAUUCAUCUGUUUAUGUUAUUGCUUCUGUAAAAUUCAUAAAAUGUACCCUGUUGUAUUCAAUAUUUUUCUAUUCCACUCACAUACAAUAAAUCCUCGAAUUGGCCCCGCUCAAAAAAGCCCCCACCCUAGAACUACAAAUUGUCAAUAAGCCCCCCUCAAAUAAGCCCCCACUGCUAUUGUAAAUUCUUGAAUUGACCCCUCCAUUUGAUGAUUUUUUGCCAUCUGAGGUUGCCUAUGCCGUUUUAUUGAAUUACCACAACAAAU
Messenger RNA from Rhopilema esculentum, 5111 nucleotides. Its product is annotated as tonsoku-like protein. Gene Ontology annotation, molecular function: protein binding. NCBI's taxonomy places the organism in Eukaryota, Metazoa, Cnidaria, Scyphozoa, Rhizostomeae, Rhizostomatidae. The record is from RefSeq and is a predicted model, not a curated record. Gene Ontology annotation, biological process: replication fork processing; double-strand break repair via homologous recombination. Gene Ontology annotation, cellular component: nuclear replication fork.